AUUGUGGGUUAAGGCAGGGUGUCCUCAAUGCGUUCCCCCUGCUAGACCUGGCUUUGCGUUUUGUUUGGGUGCGCCGAGGAAUCAUCGGUAGUGGCAUCCGUGAGUUUUAACGAUGGGGGAGAAACUAGCGACCAAAUUGGCAGGCCUCGAGGCCCUCAACAACGAGACAGUCGAUUUGGAACACAUCCCUGUCGAUGAGGUCUUCCAGCACUUGCGCUGUACUGAAGAAGGGCUGUCAAAUGAGGAGGCUGAAGCGAGGCUUCAGAUCUUCGGCUUCAACAAGUUGGAGGAGAAAUCGGAGAGCAAAUUCCUCAAAUUCUUGGGGUUUAUGUGGAACCCAUUGUCAUGGGUCAUGGAGGCUGCUGCAAUUAUGGCCAUCGCUCUUGCGAACGGAGGGGGACAACCUCCAGAUUGGCAAGAUUUCAUUGGGAUUAUAUGUUUGCUGAUCAUCAACUCAACCAUCAGUUUUGUUGAGGAAAACAAUGCGGGUAACGCAGCUGCUGCUCUCAUGGCACGACUAGCUCCAAAGACUAAGGUGCUGCGCGAUGGUCAAUGGGGUGAGCGUGAUGCAAUGAUCUUGGUGCCUGGGGAUAUUAUUAGCAUCAAGCUUGGGGACAUCAUUCCUGCUGAUGCACGUCUGCUUGAAGGAGAUCCUUUAAAAAUUGACCAGUCGGCUCUGACAGGGGAAUCACUACCUGCUACCAAGAAACCGGGAGACGAAGUAUACUCAGGAUCGACAUGUAAACAAGGGGAGAUUGAGGCUGUAGUUAUUGCCACAGGUGUGCACACGUUUUUCGGGAAGGCCGCUCACUUGGUAGACUCCACAAACAAUGUGGGCCACUUCCAGAAGGUGCUGAAAUCGAUCGGAAACUUCUGUAUCGUUUCCAUCGCCAUUGGUAUCGUCAUCGAAAUUAUUGUGAUGUACCCCAUUCAGCACCGCAAAUACCGAGAUGGAAUCAACAAUCUGUUGGUGUUGCUCAUUGGAGGCAUUCCCAUUGCCAUGCCCACUGUACUCUCCGUGACAAUGGCUAUUGGAUCCCAUAGGCUUUCUCAACAGGGAGCCAUUACGAAACGUAUGACUGCUAUUGAGGAGAUGGCAGGCAUGGACGUGCUGUGUAGUGAUAAGACCGGGACACUCACCCUUAACAAGUUGACCGUUGACAAGAACUUGGUGGAGUGUUUCACAAAAGGUGUUGACAAGGACCUGGUGUGCUUGAUGGCUGCUCGGGCAUCCAGAUUGGAGAACCAGGAUGCUAUUGAUACGGCCAUUGUUUCAAUUCUUGCCGAUCCAAAGGAGGCUCGUGCAGGGAUUCAAGAAAUUCACUUUCUCCCUUUCAAUCCUGUCGACAAGCGAACCGCUAUCACAUACAUCGACAAUGCUGACGGCAAGUGGUACCGAUCUAGCAAGGGAGCUCCUGAGCAGAUUCUUGACCUUGCCCACAACAAAACGGACAUUUCUGCGCGUGUGCAUUCGAUCAUUGACAAAUUCGCGGAACGUGGUCUGCGUUCCUUGGCUGUAGCUAGGCAGGAAGUUCCGGGGAAAAGCAAAGAGGAUCCUGGUACACCCUGGCAGUUUCUAGGCUUGAUGCCCCUUUUUGACCCUCCCCGACAUGACAGUGCUGAAACAAUUCGAAGGGCUUUGAAUCUGGGAGUUAGUGUGAAGAUGAUUACGGGUGAUCAGCUUGCCAUCGGAAAGGAGACAGGACGACGCUUGGGCAUGGGAACCAACAUGUACCCCUCAUCAUCUCUACUCGGGGCACACAAAGAUGAGAGCAUUGCAGCUCUGCCCGUGGACGAGCUCAUUGAGAAGGCGGAUGGCUUUGCAGGCGUCUUUCCUGAGCACAAGUACGAAAUCGUUGCAAGGUUGCAAGGUUUGAAGCACAUUGUAGGAAUGACGGGUGACGGUGUAAAUGAUGCUCCUGCAUUAAAGAAAGCAGACAUUGGAAUUGCAGUGGCUGAUGCAACUGAUGCUGCCCGAAGUGCCUCUGAUAUUGUGCUCACUGAACCGGGGCUCAGUGUCAUCAUUAGUGCUGUCUUGACAAGCCGAGCAAUUUUCCAGCGGAUGAAGAACUACACGAUAUAUGCUGUUUCCAUUACCAUUCGUAUAGUUAUGGGAUUCUUGCUGCUGGCCUUGAUCUGGAAAUUUGACUUUUCUCCAUUCAUGAUUCUGGUCAUCGCCAUCCUCAACGAUGGUACCAUCAUGACCAUCUCAAAGGAUCGUGUAAAGCCAUCUCCUUUGCCAGACAGCUGGAAGUUGAGAGAAAUUUUCUCCAUCGGUGUUGUGCUGGGUACUUACAUGGCGUUGAUGACAGUUCUCUUCUUCUGGCUCAUGCACGAGACGAGCUUUUUCACUGACCGAUUCGGGGUGAGACACAUCGGGCGGAGUAGUGACCAAAUGACAGCAGCAAUUUACCUACAAGUCAGCAUCAUCAGUCAGGCUCUAAUUUUCGUCACACGUUCACGAAGUUGGUCUUUUAUGGAGAGACCAGGAGGGUUGCUCAUGUUUGCAUUUGUGGCUGCUCAGCUGAUUGCCACAUUCAUUUCAGUGUAUGCGAACUGGGGAUUUGCCAGUAUCAAAGGCAUUGGAUGGGGCUGGGCUGGAGUCAUCUGGCUAUACAGCAUAGUCACUUACCUUCCUCUCGAUAUCAUCAAGUUCUUUGUCCGUUACAUUCAAAGUGGAAAGGCCUGGGACAAUUUGAUUGAGCGCAGGACGGCAUUCACGAGGCAGAAGGACUUUGGAAAGGAAGCUCGGGAAGCGCAGUGGGCGCAUGCACAGAGAACAUUGCACGGGCUGCAUCCACCGGAAUCCAAGGACGACGUCGGCAUAUCGAGCGGCAGCGGUACCAGGGGAGAGCUGGGAGACAUGGCGGAGCAGGCCAAGCGGAGGGCCGAGAUCGCCAGGCUGCGCGAGCAUAACACUCUCAAGGGACAUGUGGAAUCGGUUGUCCGGCUCAAGAACCUGGACAUCGACAUGAUCCAGCAGUCCUACACAGUCUAA
Messenger RNA from Physcomitrium patens, 2998 nucleotides. Its product is annotated as plasma membrane ATPase. Gene Ontology annotation, molecular function: P-type proton-exporting transporter activity; ATP hydrolysis activity; ATP binding. The record is from RefSeq and is a predicted model, not a curated record. Gene Ontology annotation, biological process: proton export across plasma membrane. Lineage: Eukaryota; Viridiplantae; Streptophyta; Bryopsida; Funariales; Funariaceae. Gene Ontology annotation, cellular component: membrane.